GUUUUAUAAAACUUUAAACAUUAAUUUAAUAUUACAGCGGUAAUUUGUUAUAUUUACUUAACACAUAAUGAGCAAAGAAGAUAUAAGCGACAACGAAGUAGAUGAAGAGCUUAAUGAGAUUAACAACAACCUGUCAAAUCUAAAUGUUCCAAAGAUUCCUGCAAAGUAUGUACGACCUGUCAGUCCUGUCGCAACAAGGCGAUGGAAAAUUCCAAAACCAGAAACUGCCAUAAUUAUUGCUCUGUCAUCUCGUGCCUUGUUUGACAUGACUGAAGAAAGGAAAAUAUACAGUGAACAAGGCCUCUCGAGCUACCUUAAGCACAUGAUCAGUCGUGAAAAUGAACCAUUAAAACCUGGAAGUGCCUUCCCAUUCGUCCAGGCAUUGACUUGCAUUAACCUGAGAUUGCUUGAACUUGACCCAAAUGAAAAGCAUUUGUUUGAUGUUGUGUUAAUGAGCAAUAACUCUGCACAAAUUGGUGUUGCCUUGAUCAAUUCCAUCAACUAUCAUGCUCUUACUAUUGAAAGGAUAUGCUUGACAGCGGGCAAAAGUGUCACCGGUUACUUGGCUGCUUAUGGAACUGAUUUAUAUUUAUCUGCUGACUCUGAUAAUGUUGUGGAAGCUUUAAAUGAAGGAAUUGCAGCUGCUACUGUAUUUUCUGGGGAUGGUGCUGUCCAAUCAAGUUGUGAACAACUUCGGAUUGCCUUUGAUGGAGAUGCAGUUUUAUUCUCAGACGAAUCUGAAAUUAUUGCCAAAGAACAUGGUCUCACAAAGUUCUUUGAAAAUGAAGCAGAAAAGGCGGAUCAGCCUCUUGAAAUAGGCCCUUUACAAAAGUUUGCUAUGGUUCUUGGUGAUGUGAAAAAGAAGUUCACAGAUCGUGGUAUAAUUGAAAACUGCCCGAUAAGGACUUACCUUGUUACUGCAAGAAGUGCUGCCAGCUCUGGCCUACGUGCACUCAGGACGCUGCGAUUGUGGGGAUUAGAUAUUGAUGAAGCUUUGUUCUUGGCUGGUGCUCCAAAAGGGCCAAUCUUGGAAAAAAUUAAACCACAUUUAUUUUUUGAUGAUCAAAAGCGUAAUGUUGAUAGUGGUCUUGAAUACGGGGUUAAAGCUGCUCAUGUGCCUUAUGGAAUCGCACAGAAACAUACUGGAAAGUAGUGUUUCGAUUCCAAGCAUGUUUCAGUCUACUUGAUUUUACAGCAAUGUUGAUGUAUGCAAUGUGUGUAAUUUGUGAUGCACUUGAUUUUACAUUUAAUUUUAAUCACAUUCCAAGCAAUGUUCCUUUUUAUAGCUUUUUCCAUUUUUCGUAAGGUAUAUAAUUAUAUUACAAAUCAAAGUGUGGUUAGUAUAAUUAAUAAAAAAAUUGAAUUUUUCCUAAGGUAUAUAAUCGUAUUACAAAUCAAAGUAGUGCUCAGUAUGUAAUAAUUUAAAAAAUAUCGAACUUGGAUUGUUGUUCAAUUUUGGUUGAAAGUAGUUUUUAUACUUGUCCCAUUGCGAUACUUUUAUAACUUGGACGGGUAUCACUGUUUUAUAUGGAGUUGUACUGCUUAUGAUUUUAGAACUAAACAUAAUACUGCACUUUUUAUGUAACGACACUGCCAUGUGCUUUCAAAUGGUAUUUAAGUAUUUACAGCUAUGUAUUUUAUUGUAAUAUAUAUAUUAUAUCCCUAUUAUUCUUGUCAAGAGCUGCAAAUGAUGUGUUUUUGUGCAACAGAUUUUAGUUUGCUUCCACCGAUCAUUCAUGUUUGGUUUCCCUGACUGCAUUAUGCAUAUGUAUUCAGUAUAUUAACAAAUAUAUAUAAUAAGAUAUUAUUUGCUUAACAUAUUCUUAAAACCUGCACCUGCAAUAAAGUAAGUCAAUAAAAAAACUCUCAC
Ciona intestinalis (vase tunicate) is the source of this 1870-nucleotide messenger RNA. The record is from RefSeq and is a predicted model, not a curated record. Lineage: Eukaryota; Metazoa; Chordata; Ascidiacea; Phlebobranchia; Cionidae.